Trichoplax adhaerens is the source of this 582-nucleotide messenger RNA. RefSeq lists its product as uncharacterized. The record is from RefSeq and is a predicted model, not a curated record. The annotation marks the transcript as partial. Gene Ontology annotation, cellular component: membrane. Gene Ontology annotation, biological process: transmembrane transport. Gene Ontology annotation, molecular function: transmembrane transporter activity. Lineage: Eukaryota; Metazoa; Placozoa; Uniplacotomia; Trichoplacea; Trichoplacidae. The transcript has 4 exons.
AUGGGUAUCAAGCGAAAAGUGUUGGAGUUUCGUGAAAUUGGGUGCUAUCCAGUUUAUGUACUCAUUUUACUGCUACUAACAUAUCUAUUGAAUCAACUGGAUCGCUAUGCUAUUGGUGUUACAUCCAUUUAUAUAGCUCAAGAAAUGCAAUGGGGCGAUAAAGGCUGCCUGCUUAACACGUCUUAUAGUAAAGCCCAAUUUAGAAAUAUAUCGUGUGGAAUCCAUGACAAAACUCUAACUUCUCAUCAAAUUGAAUCGAUAUGUGACAGCAAAGUUAAUGAUUUCGGUGAGCAUGUCUGUAAGUACGAUUACAACGGACAGGGAGAAUUAUUUCAAAUAUUGGCUGGGCCAGCAUUUAUAGUGGUAUAUACAUUUUCUGGAAUUCCUCUAGCGGCAAUUGGCGACCUGACUAAUCGUCGUAAUCUUCUUGUCGGCUGUUUGUUUUUCUGGAGUGCUAUGACAUUCAUCACUGGAUUUACUGAAAAGUACUGGCAGCUUUUAGUACUUCGCUUUGCAAUUGGCAUUGGAGAAGCAGGAUGUACACCUUUCGCAGCAAGUAUUAUCGCCGAUUACUUUCCUUCG